AUGGCCACCACGACCCGCGCGCUCCUCCAGCUCUGCCCACGCCAGGCGCUCUGCCGCCGCGGCUACGCCACCGUCCGCCAGGACCUGCACGGCCUCUACAACCUCCCCAAGCCACCGACUGCCCGGCGCCGCUGGAUGCUCGGCGCGGGCGGCGUCGGCCUCGUCGCGCUAGUCUACCUGAUCGCCAACGAGCCCGCCCACAAGACCGAAGCGCCUGCACCAGCAACCGCCGGCUUCGAUCCUGCCACACCCGUCGCCCUGCAGCUCGGCGACGGCCUCGUCGACUCGGGCACUACCAGCGUCCCGCCGUUCCCCACCCGCGUCACUGCCCCCGACAAUGCCGAGUACGCGCUGCUCGGCCUCGGGAUCAGGACUGUCAGCUUCCUCAGCAUCCAGGUGUAUGUCGUCGGUUUCUACGUGCAUGUUGAUGACCUGGCGGCGGUGCAGACUGCGCUCGUGCGCAGGGUUGAUCCGACAGCGAGCUCGAUCACCGCGCUGGAGAAGGAGGAGCUCAGGAAGCGCCUGCUUGAUCCCGUCGAGGGCGAGAAGCUGUGGGAGGAGGUGCUCGCCGGCGGCGCGCAGUUCCGGAGCUUGUUCAGGAUCGUGCCGACGAGGAAUACUGACUUCCAGCACCUCCGCGACGGCUGGGUCCGCGGGAUCCAAGCGCGCUCGACCAAGAAUGAAUCGUACGACGACGACGCCUUCACGGCCGCGCUGGCAGAGUUCAAGGCGCUGUUUGGCGGCGCGUUCAAGAAGAGCGUGCCCAAGCAGAAGACGCUGCUGCUGGCACGGGACGCGGCCGGCGUGUUCGGUGUGUACUACGAUCCGACGGGUCGCAACGAUGGUAAGCUCGGCGGGAAGGGUGAGGAGCAGACGGUGCAGAAUUUGGGUAGCAUUAGGGAUCCGCGCGUGGCUAAGGCCCUGUGGCUCUGUUACCUGGCAGGUGCGAAGCCCGCCAGUGAGCCGGCAAGAAAGAGCAUCAUCGAGGGCGUGUUGGCGCUGGCGUCGAGGCCCGCGGCGACGUUGGGGGUGUAAAGUAAAACAAAAUUGGGGAUUGUGGGCUGGCUGGCUGUUUAUACGUGUACAUUCAUACCGGAG
This is a messenger RNA of Tricharina praecox, 1098 nucleotides long. Its product is annotated as chalcone-flavanone isomerase-domain-containing protein. NCBI's taxonomy places the organism in Eukaryota, Fungi, Ascomycota, Pezizomycetes, Pezizales, Pyronemataceae. Bases 1 to 1035 code for a protein of 344 amino acids. The transcript is spliced from 3 exons. Gene Ontology annotation, molecular function: intramolecular lyase activity. The record is from RefSeq and is a predicted model, not a curated record.